This is a messenger RNA of Fonsecaea pedrosoi CBS 271.37, 840 nucleotides long. RefSeq lists its product as uncharacterized. The record is from RefSeq and is a predicted model, not a curated record. The transcript has 4 exons. The coding region runs from base 1 to 840 and encodes 279 amino acids. Lineage: Eukaryota; Fungi; Ascomycota; Eurotiomycetes; Chaetothyriales; Herpotrichiellaceae. Gene Ontology annotation, molecular function: protein binding.
AUGUUCAGCAACAAAAGACCCCAAACAUCAAACAGCUUCUCCUCUCGCUAUGGAACAAGCAAAUCCACAAAGCCCAAGUCCUCGUUCCGAGAGCAAUCUGUCACUCGGGGUCUCCAACGGUCCGAGUCGAUGAGGUCUCAUAGAAGAGAACACAGCACUCAUACAAGCCCACCCGUCGGCAGUACCCUCACCUCGGCCAUCAUCACCAUCUGCGUUGGCCCCGAACAGAGACUCUUUGCCGGCCACGAAGAAGUCCUCUCGCGCUCCCCCUUCUUCAGCGCUGCCUGCAAAGGCCAGUUUUUUGAAUCCAACGCCAGAAGAAUCAACUUACCCGACGAACAGCCCGAGAUUCUGUCUGCUGUGCUGGAAUACCUCUACAAAGGAGAUUACUAUCCAAAGCUGCUGCAUAACAAGAAAAAGGAUACCUGGGAGUUGGAAGAUGAAGCCAGUGGCUCCAACGUGACCAUAUAUCAUCAUGCCACCAAACAAGUCCUAAUGAGGGAUACGGUCAUAUACUGUUCAGCCGAACUGUAUGGCCUUGAAGAACUCAAACGCCUUGCCCUCCGCAAACAAGGCCUGCGACAGGGCAUGCAGAUCUCUACAAUCCUCGCGUCGGCACGCUACGCUUACAGCCAUACACCCGACUCUGACUCGAAGCUUCGAGCCCAAUACCUGACCUUGAUCAUCCGCAGCCGCAACAACUUCAAGAAGAGCGGCACCAUGAAGGUCGAGAUGGAGCAAGGCGGCACCUUGUUCUUUGAUCUCUUCGUCGCCAUGUGCAACCACAUGGACGAUCUCAAAACACUACGCUCGCCCUUUACGUCACCAUUCACUCGCUAA